AUGACGCAGCAAAUUAUAACGGCGCAAAUCGAGUUCGAGUCUGCUAUGUCACAAUACAUAGAAACUACGGUUUGGCAUUCAACCUACGCAAUGAGCUCUCAACACACACAACAAUAUUACAAAAUUUACAAAUCCAUAUCCACCACAGCAGAUUUUGAUUAUCCAUCAUUUGAUGAGUUGGUUUUUCAAUGGCAACUAGAUCAACUAGAUG
Funneliformis caledonium is the source of this 211-nucleotide messenger RNA. Lineage: Eukaryota; Fungi; Glomeromycota; Glomeromycetes; Glomerales; Glomeraceae. The record is from the annotation of a GenBank genome assembly.